This is a messenger RNA of Conger conger (European conger), 1439 nucleotides long. It is a transcript of the gene csdc2b, whose product is annotated as cold shock domain containing C2, RNA binding b. The coding region runs from base 882 to 1349 and encodes 155 amino acids. Gene Ontology annotation, cellular component: cytoplasm. The record is from RefSeq and is a predicted model, not a curated record. Gene Ontology annotation, biological process: regulation of mRNA stability. The transcript is spliced from 4 exons. Gene Ontology annotation, molecular function: mRNA 3'-UTR binding. Lineage: Eukaryota; Metazoa; Chordata; Actinopteri; Anguilliformes; Congridae.
UCCCCGCAGACUGCGCGGAGUCCCGUUCAAUCACGCGCUGCACGAAGCUAAAGAUUAGGGAAUUCCACACCUAUGCUCGGAUUUAUUCGAGUUAUAUAUUUAUUCAUAUUGCGUAACAGUCGCUGGCAUGACAUGCACUUCCGUAUUUCGACGGAACGGAUAAUAUUUUACGGAAGUUCUGUGCUCACAUUAUCUUGAAGGGGCAUCCAGGCACACACAGUCAUUACCCUACUGACGGGCAACACCACGGCGGUACUGACAGUAGCUUCAUAGCAGUACUGACAGUAGUCUCAUAGACCGUAGCAGUACUGACACUGUACUGACCGUAGCCUUAUAGCCCCAUAGCAGUACUGACAGAAGUUUCAUAGCCCAUAUCAGUACUGACACAGUACUGGCAGUAGCCUCAUAGCCCCAUAGCAGUACUGACAGUAGCCUCAUAGCCCCAUAGCGGUACUGACACAGUACUGACAGUAGCCUCAUAGCUCCAUAGCAGUACUGACGGUAGCCUCAUAGCCCCAUAGCCCAUAGCAGUACUGACAGUAGCCUCAUAGCCCCAUAGCGGUACUGACACAGUACUGACAGUAGCCUCAUAGCUCCAUAGCAGUACUGACGGUAGCCUCAUAGCCCCAUAGCCCAUAGCAGUACUGACAGUAGCCUCAUAUCCCAUAGCAGUACUGACGGUAGCCUCAUAGCCCCAUAGCCCAUAGCAGUACUGACAGUAGCCUCAUAUCCCAUAGCAGUACUGACAGUAGCCUCAUAGCUCCAUAGCAGUACUGACAGUAGCCCCAUAGCAGUACUGACACAGUACUGACAGUAGCCCCAUAGCUCCACAGCGGGACUGACCGUAACCCCACAGCGCUGCUGACGGGAGCCCCGCGGUGAUGGGAGAUCCAGGCGUGUCCCCUCCCCCCUCCCCCCAGCUGCCCUCCCCCCGCGGCGGCUCCUGCUCCCUCUCCUUCCCCUUCCCGAGGGAGGGCAGCCGCGUGUGGGAGAAGGGCCUCCACCAACUGCUCACCGAGCUACCCAGCCCCCUGCCCACCAAGCGUACCCGCACCUAUUCUGCCACGGCCAGGGCCAUCUCGGGGCCGGUCUUCCGGGGCGUCUGCCUGAGCUUCUCCAGGUCCCAGGGUCACGGGUUCAUCCGGCCCUCCAACGGUGGAGAGGACAUCUUCGUCCACAUCUCCGACAUCGAGGGGGAGUAUGUGCCCGUGGAAGGCGAUGAGGUCACCUACAAGGUUUGCCCCAUCCCACCCAAGAAGCUGAAGAUGCAGGCUGUGGAGGUGACCAUCACUCACCUGAACCCAGGGACGAAGCACGAGACCUGGACUGGGGAGAUGAUCCGGUCCUAGGCUUCAGCUCGGGCCUAUGGCUCUGAUACAGACAGGAUGUGGGAGUGUGUGUGAGUGUGUGUGCGCAUGCGAGUGUGUGUGUGUGUGUGU